AUGGAUAACAUAAAACUGUAUUGUCUUGUUCAAGGAAAUACAAUUGAUCAUGCCUUUCCCGUCGAAUUUGAUAGAAAUAAGAGUAUUGGUGAAUUCAAGCAAGCUAUUAAGGAAAAAAAGCCAGAGUUUAAAAACUUCGCUGCAGAAAGGCUUAAAAUAUGGAAAGUUCAGAUUCACAACGAUAGUGAUGAGCUAAAUAAGCUUAUACUCCAUGACGACGAUCGACUUCUCAUAAAAUCAAGGAAGAUAAGCAGUUACUUCACCAAUAAAAUACUCUGCGAUCAUAUCCACAUUAUUGUCAAACCACCUUUACCUCCUUUUAGAUUUGAUCUUAUUUGUAAUUUAGGACUUUUGUCCGAAGGAGACAGUGUAGAAUACUUAGGCAAAAGUUGUAAUUAUAAAGCAACAAUACGUGAAGGUCGUCUUUGUAUCAAAGAUCAAAUAUAUCAUUCAUUUACAGAAUUUAUACGAGCAGCAAGGAAAUUAAAACAAAACGAAAAACCUAGUUAUCUUGAUUUUCAAAACCUAAAAAUUAAUGAUAUGGCUUAUUGGGAACAAGAUGAAGACGGGGAUAAAGGAACUGGUGAUAGUUCAACUUCCGAAAGAAAACUAAUAGAACUACUUACAGUUCCCUGGAAUGAUAUUCUCGAGAAUCGCCUCUGUCAGCUAUAUGCAAAGGAUAACGUUGUAGACAUAUUCUGGGGUCGAAAUAUUCUCAAUGGCGAUACAACAUGGAGUGUCUACGUGGUUACUCGCGGUAAUCUUUAUCUACACGAAAAAAUAGAGGAGGCAGGUGGUCAAGUAAUACGUUUAAUAUCAGAAGAAAAAGGAUUUCUUAACGCUGUGAUUCCACCACAAAGCCCCGAUGACAAUUUGCCAACCCGGAAAAAGGUCCCACAAGAUUUACAGAAGGUUUUUGAUAAAGCCUUAAACUAUGAACUUGGGCCAUCGUUCCGUGAAGCGCAUUAUAAUCUUGUCGGUAUGAGCACUGGAUAUAAGCGAACUCGACGCAAAUUUACUAAAGAACCUGCUAUCAUAUUAUAUGUUCGCCAGAAGGGAAUUCUGCGCCGUGGGUGUGCUUUAUUCCCGGAUAAGAUUUGUGGGUAUCCAGUAGAUGUCGUAGAGGCUUGUGCUGCAACUCCCUGUGGUUUUGGUGCGACUGCUUGUCAAUCUUUUCAGGAGGAAGUUAAGUUGGGGUCGAGUAUAGGCAUAAUAGAACCGCAUAGAACGUCUGGAACUAUCAGUGCUAUUGUGCAAGAUAAACAUUCAAAACAAAUAGGCAUCCUCUCGUGCGAACAUGUAUGUAGGUUUAGUGAAUCGAGUCAUGGAACAAAUGUUAUAAUCCAUCAGCCUUCGCAUGUAGAUCUAGAUGAACAGAAAUUAUCGUUUACUUAUAUGGAAAAACAAAAUGUAAUGUACAAAAAUGCCGCUGAAGAAAUGUAUAAAAUAAUUGACAAUUUCAGACAGAAUUCCGCCCUAGCUAGUUAUAAACGUGGCAUGCGAAGUCAGUUUUACUCUCAAGCACUUCAAAAAGACUUUGGUGUUGAUGCUGCAUUUUGUAUUUUCACGAACAGAAAGCGUAUGUUAUGUCCGAAUAAAUUUUCAACUCCACCAGAAGAGUUCAAAAAAGCAAAGAUUCCUGAAAACAUCUGUCUAAAUGACUUUUAUACAUAUGAAAUGUUUGACAACAUUGAUGAAAUAGAAGUUUUUAAAGUAGGAAGAACAACAGGUCUCACUCAAGGAAAAUUGGUUCCAAUUAGUAUUGCUAUUGCUGUAUCAAACGAAAAUAUCGAAUUCGCAAAGGAGCAAGGCGAAAUAUCAUCAUCUAAAACGUAUAGUAAUAUCAUAAACAAAAACUUGAUUGGAUACAUGAAGGCGUCUUUGAUUCAAAUAAUCAAUGAAAAGCGUCAGCAAUGCUAUCCUACUUUAUGGUUUGAUCGACAAUUAUUAUUUGACUUCAGACAUGAAGACUUUUUAACCGGAGACUCGGGAGCAAGUGUUGUGGAUCAAAAUGGAAAGGCCCUUGGCAUUCUUCAUGCAGCAAUGAAGACAGGAAAUUCCAAAUACGUCAUUGCUUCUCCUUACUUUGCAGUUUUUGAGGCAUUAAAUUUGGAAGGUGCAGAUUUUGAAGAAGGAUCAAGUUCGUCUAAUUAA
Molecule: messenger RNA, 2154 nt
Organism: Funneliformis geosporum
Lineage: Eukaryota; Fungi; Glomeromycota; Glomeromycetes; Glomerales; Glomeraceae
Source: the annotation of a GenBank genome assembly